Erinaceus europaeus (western European hedgehog) is the source of this 1976-nucleotide messenger RNA. It is a transcript of the gene CDK5RAP3, whose product is annotated as CDK5 regulatory subunit associated protein 3. Gene Ontology annotation, biological process: regulation of mitotic cell cycle; regulation of cyclin-dependent protein serine/threonine kinase activity. The record is from RefSeq and is a predicted model, not a curated record. The transcript is spliced from 13 exons. Lineage: Eukaryota; Metazoa; Chordata; Mammalia; Eulipotyphla; Erinaceidae. Gene Ontology annotation, cellular component: endomembrane system. The coding region runs from base 162 to 1700 and encodes 512 amino acids.
CAGGAGCUGGGGAUGUGGGGGGCUCCCCGGAAACCCUGGCUUGGAUUCAUCCGGCCAGGCUCUGACGGUUUUCCCCAGGUCUCCCCCGGGCGUGGCCCGCCCCGGCCCGUGGCUCAGGCCCCGCGGGGUGGCGGUUGGGCCGCUGACAUCUCCCUGUGCUCAUGCCCCGCUCCCGUCGUGUUUCCCGCCAGGACCAUCAGCACGUGCCCAUCGACAUCCAGACCAGCAAGCUGCUCGACUGGUUGGUGGACAGAAGACACUGUAACCUGAAAUGGCAGAGUCUGGUGUUGACGAUCCGGGAGAAGAUCAAUGCCGCCAUCCAGGACAUGCCAGAGAGCGAAGAGAUCGCCCAGCUGCUCUCUGGAUCCUACAUUCACUAUUUCCACUGCCUAAGAAUUGUGGGUCUUCUCAAAGGCACUGAAGCCUCCACAAAAAAUAUUUUUGGCCGUUACUCUUCACAGCGAAUGAAGGAUUGGCAGGAGAUUAUAACCCUGUAUGAGAAGGACAACACUUACUUGGUGGAACUCUCCAGCCUCCUGGUUCGGAAUGUCAACUAUGAGAUCCCCUCGCUAAAGAAGCAGAUUGCCAAGUGCCAGCAGCUACAGCAGGAAUACAGCCGCAAGGAGGAGGAGGGCCAGGCGGGGGCUGCCGAGCUGCGGGAGCAGUUCUACCACUCCUGCAAGCAGUAUGGCAUCAUGGGAGACAAUGUCCAAAGAGAACUGCUCGCCCUGGUGAAGGACCUGCCUAGUCACCUGGCUGAGAUUGGGGAAGGGGCUCGGUCCCUGGGGGAAGCCAUUGAACUGUACCAGGCCUGUGUGGAGUUUGUGUGUGAAAGCCCUGUAGAGCAGGUGUUGCCAAUGCUGCGAUAUGUGCAGAAGCGGGGGAACUCUACCGUGUAUGAGUGGAGGACAGGCACAGAGCCGUCUGUGGUGGAGCGACAGCAGCUCGAACUUUCAGAAGAAGUGGAAGAAGGCGCGAUUGACUGGGGUGACUUUGGAGUAAAGGUGGCUUCUGAAGGGGUAGACUCUGGCCUCUCUGCCCAGCCGGCUGAAAUUGACUGGGGCAUUUCACUGGAAUCAGACUCAAAGGAAGCUGUGAGUGAUGAGAUCGACUGGGGAGACAAUGCUGCUGCCUUGCAGAUCACAGUGCUGGAAGCUGGAACCCAGGCUCCAGAAGGUGUCGCUAGGGGCCCAGACGCCCUGACACUUCUUGAAUACCCUGAAACCCGGAAUCAGUUCAUUGAUGAGCUCAUGGAGCUGGAGACCUUCUUGUCCCAGAGAGCAGUGGAGAUGGGUGAAGAGGCCGACAUCCUGUCAGUGAGCCAGUUCCAGAUGGCUCCAGCCAUCCUGCAGGGCCAGACCAAGGAAAAGAUGGUUACUAUGGUGUCAGUGCUACAGGACCUGAUUGGCAGGCUUACCAGUCUGCGUAUGCAACACCUGUUUAUGAUCCUGGCCUCACCAAGGUACGUGGACCGAGUGACUGAAUUCCUGCAGCAAAAACUGAAGCAGUCCCAGCUGCUGGCCUUGAAGAAGGAAGUGAUGGUGCAGAAGCAACAGGAAGCCCUGCAGGAGCAGGCGGCCCUGGAGCCUAAGCUCGACCUGCUGCUAGAGAAAACCAAGGAGCUGCAGAAGCUGAUUGAAGCUGACAUUUCCAAGAGGUACAGCGGGCGCCCUGUGAACCUGAUGGGGACCUCUCUGUGACACCCUCCUCUUUCUUCCUGUCCAUCUGGGCCUUCACAGUGGAGGGGGAGCAAUCAGGACUGAUGUUAUGGAGGCCUUUCUACCAAGAGACCAGGCUGGCUAGUGGCUAGUGGGUAGAAAGCCACGUGAAGGAACCAGCCCCCACCCAGAUGGUAACUGGUUUUGACUGUGUUCUCUGCAAGAAGCUGUCCUGAUGGUCCCUGUGACCUGUCACCUUGAAGCCAUACCUUCUGCUCUUCAUUAUCUAGUUGGAGUUAAUAAAAGAGGAGACUUUCA